This is a messenger RNA of Rosa chinensis, 1098 nucleotides long. Its product is annotated as probable glutathione S-transferase. Gene Ontology annotation, molecular function: glutathione transferase activity. The transcript has 2 exons. The coding region runs from base 58 to 726 and encodes 222 amino acids. Gene Ontology annotation, cellular component: cytoplasm. Lineage: Eukaryota; Viridiplantae; Streptophyta; Magnoliopsida; Rosales; Rosaceae. The record is from RefSeq and is a predicted model, not a curated record. Gene Ontology annotation, biological process: glutathione metabolic process.
GCCAAUUAACCACAUAAGCAAAGAGUAGUUCGAGACUAAUUACUACUGUUAUCAAAUAUGGCUGGGGAGGACGUGAAGCUGUAUGGAACUUGGAGGAGCCCGUAUAGUCGCAGGGUUGAAAUAGCUCUGAAACUCAAAGGUGUCCAACACAAGUACUAUGAAGAAGACCUGACCAAUAAGAGCCCUUCGCUCCUCAAGUACAACCCGGUUCACAAGAAGAUCCCUGUGCUUGUUCAUGGUGAGAAAGUAAUUUCAGAGUCCCAUGUCAUUCUCGAGUACAUCGACGAGACGUGGAAGGGCUAUGACAUACUGCCUAAAGAUCCUUGUGAAAAGGCCAAGGCACGCUUCUGGGCUAGGUUCAUCGAUGAAAAGUGUCUUCCUGCGCUAAAGAAAGCUCUCGCGAGUAUGGCUGAGGAGCGUGACAAUGCCGUGGAAGAAGCAUGUGAGCUUCUACAACUACUUGAAAAUGAGCUCAAGCAUAAGAAGUACUUUGGAGGAGAUUGUAUUGGACUGGUGGACAUUGUUGCCAACUUCAUAAGCCAUUGGCUUAAAGUUCUUCAAGAAGUUGUGGGAGUGGAGCUGUUAACCAUAAAGAAAUUUCCCAAGCUAUGCGAAUGGAGUGAGAACUUUGUCUGCCAUCAUGCUGUUAAGGAAUGUCUGCCUCCUAAAGACAAGCUUCUCACUUGGUUCCAUUCUCACUAUGGAAGCGGUACUACUUCUAAGUAAAUGGUUCAUAGAUGCCCCUCAUAAGCAUCUCAUGGAUCAUGAAGUAAUAUCAGAUCGAAUGAAUAUGGAUUGUAUAUAAAUAAAUUAAAGUCAAGGUUAUGCUUCUUUUAAUUAAGAAAAAAAAUAGGAUCACAUUGGAGGACAGCUCCAUAUGCAUUGGUAUUUUAAAAAUAAAAAUUAAACGUUUAUUGUGUUUAGUUUCCUUCAAAUUAUCUUUGUAUAGUUUCAGUACGAUGUCAAUUCAUUUGAUCGUUUAAUUGUCAUUAGAGAAUAAUAGCUUUCUAGCUAUAAUGAUGAUUAAAUUGUCAAAAGGGUUUUGAGUGAUUCUUUCACAGAGAUACUUGAUGAAGAGAACUUAAAUUUAAAUUUCUA